UGCUGCCGCUGUUGCUACUGCUGCCGCCGCCGCCGCUGCCGCGGCUGCUCCGGCUCGGCGCGUCCCGGAACAGGCCGUCGCGCGCCGCGCUCCGGACCCGCAGCCCCCGCCGGCCCGGCCGGGUCGGGCGGCCCAGGGCACCACCUUCCUAUUUCUUCCUGGCCACGGCCCUUCCCUCACAGUUCAGCACUUGCUUGCCUGAAGUUAAUUUCCAGAAGCAGGAGUCCCCAGCGCUGGGCCAGGGGGGAUGAACCGCGAGGGAGCACCCGGGAAGAGUCCGGAGGAGAUGUACAUUCAGCAGAAGGUCCGCGUGCUGCUCAUGCUGAGGAAGAUGGGGUCAAACCUAACGGCCAGUGAGGAGGAGUUCCUGCGCACCUACGCCGGGGUGGUCAGCAGCCAGCUCAGUCAACUGCCUCAGCACUCUAUCGACCAGGGUGCAGAGGAUGUGGUGAUGGCGUUUUCCAGGUCGGAGACAGAGGACCGGAGGCAGUAGCUCCAAGCCCGUUGGAACACCCUGGAAGCUGUCAGGGGCCAAAAGAUCCGUGUGGCUCCUUGGCCGACUGGGUGGCAGCAGACCAUCUUCCCCCUUCCUGUGUUCCCCACCCCAAAUUCCCUGCCCCACAGCCCCUCCGUGGGGCUGGCAUCAAGGGAGAUGCUGUGGUGCGUUUACGAUUGGCUUAAAGGGAUGGACUCAUGAUUGGCUGCAGGAAGAAACCAUUUUAUUUUUAAAUCUUGACCAACGGAAACCUUUUAUUUUUUA
Perognathus longimembris pacificus (Pacific pocket mouse) is the source of this 760-nucleotide messenger RNA. RefSeq names its product catenin beta interacting protein 1 (gene Ctnnbip1). Gene Ontology annotation, cellular component: cytosol; beta-catenin destruction complex; nucleus. Gene Ontology annotation, biological process: negative regulation of Wnt signaling pathway. The record is from RefSeq and is a predicted model, not a curated record. The transcript is spliced from 5 exons. Bases 248 to 493 code for a protein of 81 amino acids. Lineage: Eukaryota; Metazoa; Chordata; Mammalia; Rodentia; Heteromyidae. Gene Ontology annotation, molecular function: beta-catenin binding.